This is a messenger RNA of Annulohypoxylon truncatum, 1875 nucleotides long. RefSeq names its product acyl-CoA desaturase 1. Gene Ontology annotation, molecular function: iron ion binding; heme binding; stearoyl-CoA 9-desaturase activity. Gene Ontology annotation, cellular component: endoplasmic reticulum membrane. The record is from RefSeq and is a predicted model, not a curated record. Lineage: Eukaryota; Fungi; Ascomycota; Sordariomycetes; Xylariales; Hypoxylaceae. The coding region runs from base 121 to 1554 and encodes 477 amino acids. The transcript is spliced from 2 exons. Gene Ontology annotation, biological process: unsaturated fatty acid biosynthetic process.
CAAACCCAAGUGCCUCUUCAUCGACAAGGCCUUGCUGGUAUAAUUCCAUCAUCUCCCUCUCCCUCUCCCACUCCCUCUUCCGUCCAUCAUCUUCGAUCUCUGGAUCCGUCGAUUUGCAACAUGGCUUCCGACUCGACGAGCGCCUCCGGGCCCGUCGCCGCCUCGGCUUUCCCUGAUGGCACCAAAGAUUACAAGCCACUCCGGUCGGGCAAGUAUGACUUGAAAAAGCCACACAUCACCGAAUUCCCCAUCACCUGGGGUAACUGGUACAAGCAUGUUAACUGGCUUAACACUACCUUCAUCAUCUUCAUUCCCCUCCUCGGUAUGGUUAGCACAUACUGGACUCCUCUCCACUGGAAGACCGCCCUCUUUUCCGUGUUCUACUACUUUAAUGCCGGUCUCGGUAUCACAGCCGGUUACCACCGACUUUGGGCUCACAGUUGCUACAAGGCAUCGCUCCCCAUCAAGAUCUAUCUGGCUGCUUGCGGAGCUGCCGCUGUCGAGGGAUCCAUUCGAUGGUGGUCGAGGGAUCACCGUGCUCACCACCGCUACACCGACACCGAGAAGGACCCCUACUCCGUUCGAAAGGGUCUUUUGUACUCUCACAUUGGCUGGAUGGUAAUGAAGCAGAACCCCAAGCGCAUCGGCCGAACCGACAUUUCCGAUCUGAACGACGAUCCCGUUGUCGUCUUCCAGCACACCCACUUCAUCAAGUGCGUGCUUACCAUGGCUCUCAUCGUCCCCACUCUUGUGUGCGGUCUUGGCUGGAACGAUUGGUGGGGUGGAUUCGUCUACGCAGGCAUUCUCCGAAUCUGCUUCGUCCAGCAGGCUACCUUCUGUGUCAACUCUCUCGCUCACUGGCUCGGUGACCAGCCUUUCGACGACCGCAACUCGCCCCGAGACCACGUUAUCACCGCUCUAGUGACUCUUGGUGAAGGCUACCACAACUUCCACCACGAAUUCCCAUCCGACUACCGCAACGGAAUCGAGUGGUGGCAGUAUGACCCUACUAAGUGGUGCAUCUGGUGCUGGAAACAGCUUGGACUCGCCUACGACCUGAAGCAAUUUCGCCAGAACGAGAUCGAGAAGGGUCGUCUCCAGCAGCUACAGAAGAAGCUCGACCAGAAGCGUGCCAAGCUUGACUGGGGUGUUCCUCUUGAACAACUACCUGUUAUUGACUGGGAUGACUACGUUGCUGAAGCCAAGAACGGUAGGGGCCUCGUCGCUGUUGCCGGUGUCAUUCACGAUGUGACCGAUUUCAUCAAGGACCACCCCGGUGGUAAGGCUCUCAUCUCUUCGGCUAUCGGAAAGGAUGCUACCGCUAUCUUCAAUGGUGGAGUGUACGACCACUCCAACGCUGCUCACAACCUCUUAUCUACCAUGCGUGUGGGUGUCCUCCGAGGAGGCUGCGAAGUCGAAAUCUGGAAGCGAUCCCACAUGGAGAACAACAAAGACGCUGCCUUCGUUACCGAUUCAUCCGGCCAGCGAAUCGUUCGUGCCGGUGACCAAGUUACAAGGAUCGCUCAGCCUUUGGCUAGCGCCAAUGCGGCGUAAACUCGAAGCUCCGGGAUUGAGAUCGGCAUGGCACGGUAAUUCGGGGGAUUAUAAUGGGAUUGUCACGGUAUUGCGACGCCUUGUAGCUCUAAGAAUGAUGGUUUGAUGAAAGGUUAUGUACACAAAAAAAGCCGUGGGGCAUAUGUUGAGGCAACUCGUCCUCUGGCGUUUAUGGGAAAUUGGUGAAUGGGAGGCUCACAUAAAGGGCGUUGGCGUAUCACUUAUGAAAGACUGAACGUUGAAUGCUAUGAGAAAGAGUUAUCUUUAGCAGAAAUCAAAUGUCAGAUUGAUUCUUCCUAACUUAUGAUGAUCUGGUCUUUU